CUCCACGACGCAGGAUAUGACACAAACUCACCAAGAUGGCGCCGCCCAAGUCGGGCGAGUUACUGGCCCGGGUCAAUUUUCCCCUGUAUUCGAUAAAUGCAAUUACGGAAAGGCACGUACUGGUCGCGGGAGGCGGCGGGAAGUCGAGGACUGGCAUACCAAACAAAAUUGAGAUAUACGAGCUGGUCCCAACGAAGACAACAUGCAAGGCAGAACCAGUGACGCGCUACCCGACGGGCGACUGCGCCAUCAUGAACUCGACUGUUUUCUUUCACAAGGGGCGCAAGAGCUUCGCGUUGGCUGCAGGCGCCGACGAACACUGCCAGAUGUACACCAUGCGCUACUGCCUCCUUGAGGACUGCCGGGAAGAAGACGGCGACACCAGGUCUGAGCGCGCAGACCGAAGAGGCUCGUCGACAGCGCUGCGGAGGCGGCGGCGGUCCGAGUCGACGUCAUCGUCCAAGGACCACGGUGAGGGCGACAGGCCGGACGGCAAAGUGGAGAACGGAACUGCCAACGGCGUGGUCCACGAGAUCACAGAGUCGGCCAAGUCGGAGCCGGACAAGAAUGCCAACAGCGUUCGUAUCGGCUUCUCGAUUCGCCCAGACACCAGCUUCCAGACGGACUUCUCCACGAAGCAGGAGCCGUUCCAGAAAGUGGUGCGAUUUGCACCGGAAACGGAGGUCCUGUUCACGGGUGGCGCGGACGGCUGUCUUCGAGCCUGGAAGUAUCCCCAGUACAAGAUGAUAUACAAGGUCCAAGCCCACGAGGACGAGCUCGACGACCUGUGCAUCUCAACAGACGAAAAUAAGGUGGUGACGGUGUCUCGGGAUGGCCACGGCUACGUCUGGGACGCCCUAGAUGGCAAACAGGUGUGCGAGCUGACCUUUGUCCCGCCUGGCAACAGCUCCGAGAAGUACAUCUUCAGAGCGUGCAGGUUCGGCAUUGUCGAGGGAGACAAGAGCAAUUACCGCCUGUUCACGAUAUCGAAUGCUGCGGUGCGGAAGAAGCCUGCCUCACGUUGCUACCUGACAAAGUGGGACUUGCGGAGACAAGCUCCUGAGAAAAUCCAGGCCACAGGCACGGACGUCCUGUCAUCGUUAGCUGUCAGCGAGGACGGCCGCUUCCUGGGCGUCGGCCACCUGUCUGGUGCCGUUGAAGUAUACAUCGCCUUCAGUCUUCAGAGACUGUACCGGGCGGAGCACGCUCACAACAUAUUUGUCACGGGACUGGAGUUCCUCAAGUCGUGCGACGAGACCCGGCGCCUCGCGGGCAACUACGACGCAUCCCUCAUCAGCAUAUCGGUGGACAAUCACAUCGUCGCGCAUCACAUACCAUACCCUGCCACUAUGGGAUUUGCAGGCCUGCUCAUCGUGAUUGUCGGAGUGAUUCUCGUUGUUUACGUGCUGAUGGACUUUUAUGGAUUCUGAGGAAAAAGAAAGAAAAGUGUGGUGGCUUCGAGAUCGCGACGCAAGCGGAUGUGUCCGAGUGCCGCCGCGCUCCUACAGAGAAACGACAGCAUUCCAAGCCAAGCGAUCCGCAUCCUCUCCGUUAACGGACUGUUGCCAGUUGUUGCCUUGUUACUAUUGGCCGGUUCCGUUCGCAUUUGUGCCGGCCAUGGUGAUGACCAACUCUUUUUGCAGCCGCUCCGUAGUUACUGCGAUCAAAAUCUUCUCAAGUUGAGCGCACUUUCCGCAAACGUCGCGGGCACGCGCAACUCGACUGAAGUAACCGUAGCAUUUAAGCAUUCUACAUUCACACCGCCCUCGGUUUGGCGUACCUUUCGCAGCAGCAAGGUUUUUAUUUGUAUGUGAAAAACUAGUAGAGGGUCCUCAAAACACUGUUCUCGUCAGUGCCAUAAAAGGAAAAAAGGAUUAAAAAGAGCUGCAGUAGAAUUUCUGGAGUAUUAACAGAAAGCGAUUCCUGCAACUUCUUAGAGACCGCGAGAGAUAUAGACUGAGCACUUAUGAUCCUUGCCACAAUGCUCUCUUGUUACUCCCUUUUUGUUUCUUUUUGUUCAGUGCAUAUUUUAAGCAUUCUAGGUUCCCGAACACGAGUAGUGAACGUUUGCUAAAUUUACUGUUUCGAGACGCAAACGUCGGCGGGGUAUUUUGUACAGUUCUUGCUGAAGAGAAAAAUUUUUUUAAAAAGAGCCCGUUUCACGAUUGGUUCUUCUGUGAUGCUAUAUUUGUACAAAGUAGUUCUAGGUUGUCCAAUGAAAGGUGCAGUUCUCAGUUUUGUUUUUAGGUAUGACGAGUAGUAGUGUGUGUAUGGCUUUUAUUAUUUUUUGGUUUCGUAAUGUUCUUCGAUAGAGAAGGGAGCUUGUCUCAUACGUGCAAUGCAUGAUCAAAACAUUGCUUACAUUCAGUUGUGUGCAUUUGGUAUGAUACAUUAUAACUCGUGGCAGAACAUUGGCUAUACUUUCAAGGCUCCACCUCCCAUCGGCCAGCAGUGGAUGUCUCUGUACUAGUCAUACCUGGAAGGGCUAAUUUCAAAUAAAAGCUAUGCAGUUGAAA
This is a messenger RNA of Rhipicephalus sanguineus (brown dog tick), 2516 nucleotides long. Its product is annotated as prolactin regulatory element-binding protein. Gene Ontology annotation, cellular component: endoplasmic reticulum membrane. Gene Ontology annotation, biological process: protein secretion. Lineage: Eukaryota; Metazoa; Arthropoda; Arachnida; Ixodida; Ixodidae. Gene Ontology annotation, molecular function: guanyl-nucleotide exchange factor activity; protein binding; GTPase activator activity. The transcript has 9 exons. Bases 36 to 1430 code for a protein of 464 amino acids. The record is from RefSeq and is a predicted model, not a curated record.